GUUUUCCUCCAUAUCCAAAAAUGAAACUACAAGUCCUACGGCAACGACAGCGUUUCCAAGUUCGUCGGUCUCUCUAGCAUAAACAGUUCCAGAGGCCACUUAACGCCGGACAUCGCUGCUCUCUCGGGUCUGCCCCCUCACAGUUCGGAGACUCUCUUCGAUCUAAAGUCGCCCAGAAACAUGCUGGGGUCAUCUCGAAUCCCUUCCCACUCUCCCAAGAAGCAGCAACCGAAGCAAGAAAGAGAAUGGUUAGCAUUAAGCUUCAAGCCGGAGAACUUCAUCCCAGGCCUUGUCAUUGGUUUUAUAUUUGGGUUGUUGCUGGAUCUAUCCAAACCCUCCAAGAAUCAUGUAAAGAAGAAAAAUUUCUCUCCAGGAAAUCUCCAACAGAAAUAUGCGGUCUCAAAUAAUGGUGACCAAGAGCUCAAACUGGUUCUUGUAGUUAGACAAGAUCUGAAGAUGAAAUCAGGAAAGAUUGCAUCUCAAUGUGCUCAUGCUGCCACUGGCAUGUAUGCAGAACUAAUGCAAAGUCACCGGUCCCUUUUGAGAGAAUGGGAACAAUGUGGUCAACCUAAAAUAGUUGUCACAUGCAAGAAUCAACAAGAAAUGAAUAAGCUGAAGGAUGCAGCUGAGAGCAUUGGCCUUCCAACUUUUGUAGUUGCUGAUGCUGGACGAACACAGGUUAUGGCUGGAUCCAAGACUGUUCUCGCAGUUGGACCUGGAUCGAAAGUAUCAGUGGAUUCGGUGACAGGAAAACUGCCCUUGCUAUGACAUUGUUGAAGCAGCAACUAACAAGGCCUAUUUGACCGAGACUUAUAGGUUACUGUGUUUAUUUGCUGGGUAGCAAUUAUUUCAUCGUUUCUGAUAGGAGAGAAUUUUCUUCAUUAUUGUUCUAUUAGGACACGAUCAAGGUGGUGAAGAACAUGUUUCUAGCAGUGGCCAGUUGAGAAAUAUUUUCCUUAGUUUCCUUGGGGAUAGAUUUUUACCAAACUUUGGAAAAUUAUACUCGUAACACCUUGUAAAAUUGAUGACGUGGCAUAUAAUAAAGUAAUUUUCUAUUAAGAGUAA
Juglans regia (Persian walnut) is the source of this 1065-nucleotide messenger RNA. Its product is annotated as peptidyl-tRNA hydrolase 2, mitochondrial. Gene Ontology annotation, molecular function: peptidyl-tRNA hydrolase activity. The coding region runs from base 181 to 768 and encodes 195 amino acids. The transcript is spliced from 8 exons. Lineage: Eukaryota; Viridiplantae; Streptophyta; Magnoliopsida; Fagales; Juglandaceae. The record is from RefSeq and is a predicted model, not a curated record. Gene Ontology annotation, cellular component: cytosol; mitochondrion.